AUUUCGUGUUCACUUUGUUCCCAUUUUUUAAUCCUUAAACUUCACGUACUAUUAAACGUACGUACUUACAUUAUAUAUUACUACCAAAAGAAAAAAAAAAAAACAACAAAAAAACAUUACAAUGGCCAAGACCAUAUGCCACAUUUGGUACCUCUCUUUCUUCUUCUUCUUCUUGGGACGAGUUUACGUCGUAGCCGGUGGUAAGGUACCGGCCGUGAUAGUAUUCGGAGACUCCUCAGUUGACACGGGGAACAACAAUGGGAUAAAAACAUUGCUUAAGAGCAACUUUGCCCCGUAUGGUCGGGACUUCGAUGGCGGUCGACCCACGGGUCGAUUCUCUAAUGGGCGGGUGCCUGUGGAUUUCUUCUCCGAAUACUUUGGACUCAAGAAAACUGUCCCGGCCUACUUGGAUCCGAAUUACAAUAUAUCGGAUUUUGCUACUGGAGUCAAUUUUGCUUCUGCUGGUACCGGGUAUGAUAAUACCACUUCUUCGGUGCUUAAUGUGAUACCAUUGUGGAAGGAAGUUGAUUAUUACAAGGAGUACCAAGAAAGAUUACGAAGCUAUCUUGGAGUGCAAAAGGCAAAUGAGAUCAUAUCCGAGGCAAUGUACUUAACAAGCAUGGGAACAAAUGAUUUCCUAGAGAAUUACUACUUACUACCCACGACGAGGUUGUGCUACACGAUUCAAGCGUUUGAGGAUCACCUCAUAGACAUCGCGAAGCAAUUUGUGGGGGAGAUUUAUAAUCUUGGUGCUCGAAAGAUCUCGUUGGCCGGCAUUCCUCCCAUGGGUUGCUUGCCACUAGAGAGAACCAUGAAUUUUGGGGCAAUAGCACAAUGCAACGAAGAGUACAACAAUGUGGCCGCUGAAUUUAAUGUUAAAAUGAACAACUUGGUAAACCAACUCAACAAGGAAUUGCCUGGAAUACAAGUUGUUUUUUCUAACCCUUAUAACGUCCUUCGCCAAAUGAUUAAAAGGCCUACAAUAUUUGGGAUGGAUGAGACAUCUAAAGCAUGCUGUGGCACUGGAUUGGUGGAGAUGAGUUAUCUUUGUGUUCUAGAUAGUUCAUACUCCUGCUCUAAUGCUGACAAAUAUGUUUUCUGGGAUUCUUUCCACCCAACUGAGAAAACUAACCAAGUUAUUGCUCAACAUCUCUUCAAAAGUGUCUUGUGCAAAUUUCUUUGAUGCCGUACAAAUAUGUACUUAUAUUUUUUCCGAUUUGAAAGUCACAGAAAUUAAAUAUGGGGGAGGGGGAUUUGAACGUGUGACCUAUUGGUUUUCAAGACUGAAUUGGUUGCCGUUAUUUAUUUUCAAUUUACAGAUUGAAUCUUCUGAUUUAUAUGGAGAUUCAACAUUUUUUUCCUAUUUUGGGAAGGGGAGAGGGCAAUUGGAAUUUAUAGUGCCAUGCAUCCUGUUAUAAGUGAUAGUUUUAUUUGAUUUUCAAUAUGUAACUUUGAUAUAGAUGUUACUCAUUGUACAUCAUUAAUAAAACAAUACAAAGUAUUAUUUAUGUAUUUAUAAAAGUUUUUUUU
Messenger RNA from Chenopodium quinoa (quinoa), 1530 nucleotides. Its product is annotated as GDSL esterase/lipase At4g26790-like. Bases 122 to 1183 code for a protein of 353 amino acids. The transcript has 3 exons. NCBI's taxonomy places the organism in Eukaryota, Viridiplantae, Streptophyta, Magnoliopsida, Caryophyllales, Amaranthaceae. The record is from RefSeq and is a predicted model, not a curated record. Gene Ontology annotation, molecular function: hydrolase activity, acting on ester bonds.